Messenger RNA from Aphanomyces astaci, 1340 nucleotides. RefSeq lists its product as hypothetical. Lineage: Eukaryota; Oomycota; Saprolegniomycetes; Saprolegniales; Verrucalvaceae. The transcript has 2 exons. Bases 103 to 1002 code for a protein of 299 amino acids. The record is from RefSeq and is a predicted model, not a curated record.
UCUUUUGUUACUAGCUACUCCUUGAAGCUGGCAAUGGGCCAAUCACAGUCAUGAUGAUGCAUUCUCGUUGUCGUCGAAGCACGGCGAAGGCUAGCGACGACCAUGGCGAUGCAGGAUGCAUUGAUCUCCCCGAUCACGAAGCCGACGAAGAAGCCGCCGCCACCUUCGACUGCCAAACCUCCCCAACGCAUCAAGGCGAAGAAGCUCAGCCGGAAGAAGCGUCUCCAGAACCUCGAACGACAAGUGUACGACUUGGAAGGAGUGCUCACUCGAGCCCAGCGGUCUCGCACCACACUCCUCCCAUGGGAAGAGAUCGCCCUGGCUUUCAAAGAAGACACCCUCAAUCAAGUCCGAGACCACCGAUCACUAAAGCGGCAGCUCCAGCGACAGGAACACGUGAACCUUGUGUUGCAGACAUGGGUGACGGCCAUGCUGCUUCCACCACCUCAAAGGACCCUGAACCCGCAUGCGGACACGUGGCGCCAUUCCCACCUCAUCCAAGGGGACGACGACAUCCGACGCACGGCGCAGCUGUGGAUCAUGCAGCACUCGUACCACAACACGGAUCGCGCCAUGUCGCGCCAUUCGUUCCCCGACAGCAUGGAAUCCCUCGUGGAAGUGAAUGUGGCCGUGGAUGACGACGGCGGCGGCGGUCUUUUCCGCGUGGACUGCAUGGUGCAGUACACCGUGGACCUGCCGCUCCAGGAAGCGUCCGAUGUGUACUGGCUAGCCGAGAACUCGUUCACAUCGUACCGGCAGGACGCGCCGACGUUCUUCGAGGAUCGCCAUGCAGUGCAACAUGCCGCGCUUCGAUAUGACCGCCAAGUGAUGUCCGUGCACAUGGCCAAGCAGAACAUCCGCAGCCACUCGCUGCAUGGCCAGUUCCGCACUCCAUCCCGCACCACGGUCGUGUGUCGAACGAUUCUGCAUGAUGAAGCGUUUCCUGAGGAAGAUGCCGCGGCGUGGGUGCUGGACGCGCAUCUGUGGUACAGUAAAGAAUGAAUCAAUGUAUGGUGGAAUGAAUGAUGAUUGAAACGUCGUCGCAGGACCGUGGCGGAACCAGUGGGGCCAUUCACGACAAGAGUGCGGACAGUGUACUCUCUCGAUCACCCGCGGACCGCCGCCGGUCGAAUCGUGUCGGCGGACGAGAUGGCGACAGAGUUCCAUCUACACCAGUCGGGCCAUGUCCGCGCCUUCCUCAACCGAGCCCAUGUUCGGCAGAGGCAACUCUUCUUUGAUCACUUGACCAGUCUCAUUCGAUGCACCACCCCCGCCGGACUUUAGAAGUAGAGCCAGAUAUUACCACGGAUAACACGUACAUAGUACAGCCUGUACAGAGC